AUGGCUCUUUCGGACAUGGACUUGUCCGAGUAUUACGAGUAUACCAUCACGCCAUCUGAAGUCUUCUACGACCCUUCCGAUGGCCUCUCAAUGUACACGGCCGAUUUGUCGGAGUUCUACAACCUUGACCCUUCUUCCGCCAUCUUGGAAUCCGAAUUUCCAUCCGAAUCGGACUAUGCAGGAACGUCUGAUCCGGCAGUGGUUGCUACAGAAACACAAAAUUCAGUGACGUCAUCGCAACUCUCAACAGACGAGUCAUCAACAUCUUCUCAAACAACGUUAACAUCUCGUACAACGCCACCGUCGACAUCAAACAGUCCUGAGGGCACCACGACCACACCGCCACCCUCAACGUCUUCAACGACGGCUAAACCAACAUCAGCAAAGGCAAAUAAUUCGGACAAAACAUCUUCAGCCUCGUCCCUUCUCCUCGCUCAGGGUGUGUCGGGAGCAUGUGAAGAUACCGUGAAUGUAUGUGGAAACACGAUGUUUGCCGAGAUCGACGCCGCUUCCGGUGACAACCCCGCUAUCUGCGCAGCUGUGGACAAGGCACUCGAGUGUGUGGCAACGGAGACAGCCAGCUGCGCCCUCAUGGAAAAAGCAGACAUCAUCGCUGCCAUGGACGACAUCAUCGGCGUCUACAAAGCUGCUCCGUAUAACUGCACAUUGCCCAACUCUAACAACGCCGCCUUCAACGACCCUUGUGGCGACGCCCUGUCCUACUGUCUCAACAUCUACUACGAAGCGCAGUUCACGCCGACAACAACGGGGUCUUGUCAGGAGUUUGACCGGUACCUGCUCUGCCUUCAAGCCAACACAACGGCAUGCGACGCCACCGCUCAAACGUUGAUCACGCAGACGAAGUCCGAUACCGUCACGACGAUGAACGCAGACCCCCUACUACUGCUCGGAGAUGAGAUCACAGUGUUCACCAACUGCGUAACGACCAACAACGCCAAGUGCAGUCCACGACUACAACAACAGUACAGCGGCAACGCUGUCAACCUCACCGUCACCUUCCAAGGAGACCCAUACUACUGCGGUGCUGCCAACCCCUGUCUGGAGGCGUUUAAGGGCUGUAACGCAUCGGAAAAUUUGAGACUGCCGGCUGCUGGGUGCAGCCUACUGGAGGUGUAUGACGCCUGUUUUACUACUGUAAGCCCCAUCUGUGACAGCGACAAACUGACGGAGACUACUACCGAGGUGAACACCCUCAAACAGCAGCUCACGUCGGACUUUGGAUGUGAGUAG
Molecule: messenger RNA, 1251 nt
Organism: Haliotis rubra (blacklip abalone)
Lineage: Eukaryota; Metazoa; Mollusca; Gastropoda; Lepetellida; Haliotidae
Product: cell wall integrity and stress response component 4-like
Exons: 8
Coding region: 1-1251 (416 amino acids)
Source: RefSeq, a predicted model, not a curated record